CAUGCACACGCUUAUGUACUCCAAGUCUGAGUUCAGAUUGGAAUCUGACGAACUUCUGACAGAGCAUACAGAACUGUGCUAGAAAUAUAAUGUUUUAGGAUACGAAAGUGAAAGAACACUGUAGAAGAUAGUUCGUGUUCAAUUCAUCAAUACUCUUUAUGCAACUGCAGCUUCAGCUGAGUUGGUCAGGUCUGCAACAUGGAAGCUGAAACCAAUUCUCCAGAAGAUGCAUCUUCUGUGAGUGCCCCAUUAAUUAAGUCAAUUAAAAAUAUUGGAAGUGAAGUGAUAAUAUUUCCGCAAAAACAUGGAAAUGACGUAAAUUCUAAAUAUCCAUUGGUAGAAGAAAAAGGGAAAGCAGAUAGUAGCAAGACUGAUGAAGUCUCCGAAACAAGACCUCAAGAAAUACAUCAAGAAUCAUGUAAGGUCAGUGUGGGAAGCGAAAAACAAGCUGAAGUGCCUUCAGGCUGGUCAAAGCAAAGAGAUUCAGAAGGACAUGUUAUGAUGGAAUCAAUACCAGAAUCAAGUAUUAAAGAACAAAGAAAAGUUCCAGGUGAGCACGAGGAUGAGCACAUGUCAACAAUACCUGAAUUGGCAAUUAACCCCACUGAGAUGGCUGUAAAAAUCAGUGAGGAAGAAACAUACAAGGAGGAAGAAGAAUUAACAGCAAUAGAUAAUGACCAGAGCUGCAUGCCAGAAAAUGAACUUGAGCAAACGAGUAAAGCUCUCGAGGUAAUUGAUCAAACCCAAUUCACGGGCAAAGAUACAGCAGAUAAUGAACAUGCGAACCACCAAUUGGAAGAACCCAGCACGGAGAAUGUGAUUACAAAGCAUUCCAACUCAGAACAGUUCCCAACGGAAAGCAGCAUAAAAUCAAAAUGUGAUGAGGAACCCCUAGAAAAGAUUCUUGAAUUAUACUCUGUUGAUAAUUCAGAGAUAAAAAAAGACGGAAAAGUCAUGUCAGAGAAGGAAAUAGGUGUGCCUGUAGAUGGGACCAUGAAAACUUUAUCAACUACAGCAUGUGUUGGCGCUGCAGAGUUAGAGAACAAGGAUGAAGGAGAAUUCACACUUGAGAAAGCAAAAGAAAUGGAAGCAGCAACAGAUAGUCCACCUGAGAAUAAAGACCAGCCUGCAGUGUCCACUUCUGAAUUUGUCAAAGGUCACACUGACGAAAUCUCACAGCAACAAACACAUAAAAAUGAUGAAACACCAGUUAUUGACACUGAGAAGAGCAGUACAGAACCUGAGGAUGAUGAUAAAUUAUAUAAAGAAGCGAAAGAAAUUGAAGCAGCAAUGGAAACACAGUUAGUAAACACUGAAACAGAAAGUCUCCCAAAGGAACAAGUCCAGCCAAGAUUGCUCACACCUGAUAUUGUCCAACAAAACACUGAUCAAAUCAUAAAGCAACAACCACUUAAUCAAGAUCAACCAGACAUGAUUGAUAAUGCCCAGAGCUACAUAGCUGAAAAGGAACCUGACAGAUUAUCCACAGUUAUUGAGGAACCUGUAGAACUUGAAACCAAGCACAACAUCAGCUUAUUAAAAGAACAAGCAAACCAACAAUCAGAAGAAACUAGCAUGCAGAAUGUCACUACAAAUUAUAUAAUAGAAGGACAUGUCACAUCAGAAAGCAGCAUAAAAGUAGCUGAUGAUGUCCACAAAUCGGACUCAAUAAAGAAUUUAGAGAAGAAAGAUGAAAAUGAAAUCAGAGAAGAGGAAGCAACGGAUGUCAAACAAUCGACUAAUGUGGAGAUACCAAAAAGAGAAGCUAAAGGGAGGUCUGAAGAUAAAGCCCUGCAGACAUUACCCAGUGCAGAAUUGGUCGGAAACAAAGCAAAUGAUGAGUGUUUUCAAGGAGAUAUAAAACCAGAAGCAGGACUUGCAGUGACAUAUGCAAAUGAGAAGCAAGCACUGCAACAUGAGUUCGACACAAAAGAAGAAAUUCCAGAGGAAGAGGCAUGCAAGCUCAUUGCAGAAAGUGAAGCGAAAUCAGAACCCCAGAUUGUAGCACAGAACAAUGAGACCACAUGCAUUAAGCAUCCAUAUUUGGAUGGAGAGACUUCAGAAAUAAAUCCCACUAAUGAUAUUAUAGAGCAAGAGAUUACAAUGUCUCAUGCGAAGGAGAAACUAGCAAUUGAGGAUGACAAGAACUUCAAUCUAGAGAAAGAAAAAGGGACAGAAAAAGAAACAAACAUGCAGCUAGAAGACACUACAGAAAGUGAGCCAAAAGAGGAACCUAUACAACCAAUAGCUAGAGCAGAAUUAGUCAGAACCAAAGCACAUGAUGAGAGUAGUCUAGAAGCAAAUGUUACAGUGAAAUCAAACAAAGAGGUGCAAACAUCUAAUGUUAUAGAGAAAGAAGAGAUUCAGGAUACUGGAAAGUGCAGUCAAGUGGAAGAAAAAACGAUUAAAGAACCUACAAAAUCACAGUUAAAGGAGGAAGAAGUCCAGACAAGAUCACCCACUCCUCCACCCACUCCUCCCUCUGUACAAGGUGAUACUAAUCAAAUUCGGCAGCAAGAAACACUGUACAUCGACGAGUCAGAAAUAAAUGAUAAUGACAAGCAGGGCUGCAUACCAAAAAUUGCACAAGACAUACAAUUGACUAUUGCUCAGGAAACUGAAAAACCAGAAACCAAAGUCAGUGUUGGAAUAGUGACAGAGAAAUUAGACAACAAGCAUGCAAGUGAAAUCAGAUCAGAGGAAGGAACAGAUGCCAAACAAUUGACUGAUGUGGAGAUACCAAAGUCAGAAAUAGAAGGUGUGCCAAAAGAAGCUCAACAACCAAUAGCCAAUACAGUAUUGGUGGGAACCAGGGUAUAUGAUGAGGGUUGUCGAGAAGACACAGAGUCAGAAGAAGAUGCUAAAGUACUAUCUAACGAUGAGGAGCAAAAACCAGAAUAUGUUACUGAGGGAACUGUAGGAAUAAAAGCCACUAAUUAUACAAUUGAAAAAGAAGAGGUUCCAACAUCUCCUGUCAGUGUGAAAGAAGGGAUUGAGAAUAUUCGAAAAUUCAUUAAAGAAGAAGAAUCAAAAAGGGUAAAAGAAGAAACAAAAAUGCAGUUACAGGACGAACAAGGCCAGACAAGAUCACCCACUCCUGCCUUUGUCCAAGGUGACACUAAUAAAAUUCCUCAGCAAGAAACACUGUGCAUUGAUGAAUCAGAAGCUUUUGAUAAUGCCAAGCAAUGGUGCAUACCAGCAAUUGAACUUGAGAAAAACACCACUGUUGCACAGGAAACAAGAAAUCCAGAAACCAAGGAUAAAGUCAACACAGUAGCAGAGAAUUUAGGCCACAAGGAUGUAACAGAAAUCAAGGCAGAGGAAGGAACAUAUGCCCAACAAUCUACUGAAGUGGAGAUGCCAAAGUCAGAGAGAGAUGGUAUGCCAAUAGAUGAAGCUCAACAACCAAUAGCGAAUGCAGUAUCAGUCAGGUCCAAAGCACUUGAAGAAAGUAGCCAAGAGAUACCGCCAAAAGCAUAUGUUAAAUCUAACAAAGAGGUGAAAACACCAGAAUCUGUUACUAAUGAAGUAGUAGAAAUAAGCACCACUAACUAUACUGAGAAACAAGAUGUCCCAAAGGCUCAUGUCGGAGAGGGAGAAAGGAUUGGGGAUAAAUUCAAUCAAGAAAAAGAAGAAGGAAUUGAAGCAACAAACACGCAGUUACUGGAGGAAGAAGUUCAGAUAAGAUCAUCCACUCUUGUAUCAGUUCAAGGUGAUACUAAUCAAAUACCACAGCAAGAAACACUACACGUUAAUGAAUCAGAAGUGAUUGAAAAUGCCAUUGUUGUUCAGGAAUGGGAAGUAUCUGAAACACAGGACAAUGCCGGCACAAUAAUAGAGAAUUUAGACAAGGAUGCAAGUGAAAUCAGAGGAAAGGAUGGAACAGAAGCCAAACAGUUCACUGAUUUGGAGAUGUCAAAGUCAGAAACCGAAGAAGAGAUUCAAGACAACAGAAAAUUCAAUCAAAGGGAAGAAGAAAUAAAGAUUGACGAAGUAACAGGAAUGCAAACACCACAGGAAGAAGUCCACACAUGAUAAGAGUCAAUUCAAUAUAAGUUAAUUGUAAUACAU
Messenger RNA from Vigna angularis (adzuki bean), 4071 nucleotides. RefSeq lists its product as uncharacterized. The coding region runs from base 199 to 4035 and encodes 1278 amino acids. NCBI's taxonomy places the organism in Eukaryota, Viridiplantae, Streptophyta, Magnoliopsida, Fabales, Fabaceae. The transcript is spliced from 17 exons. The record is from RefSeq and is a predicted model, not a curated record.